Molecule: messenger RNA, 882 nt
Organism: Panicum virgatum (switchgrass)
Lineage: Eukaryota; Viridiplantae; Streptophyta; Magnoliopsida; Poales; Poaceae
Exons: 7
Source: RefSeq, a predicted model, not a curated record
UGUUACAGAGGGUGCCGCGCCGCCACGCCCUCCCUGCCGCACCGCCGGUCCGCACCCUCCUCCCUCCCCCUACCCGAAGCCCAUAGCCCGCCGGCGCCGGGAGGUCAGCUCCUCCACUUCUGUCGGGGAAUUUGCUGUUCGUCUUCCUCUUGGGGCGAAAGAGGGAUCCAGCUUGUCGUUUCGGAUCGUUGGGCUUGGCGGCUUCCAGCUCGUUGUCGCCUUCAAGGACAUCUGCAACGCAUCAGCGAGGUUCAAGCAGUGGUCAACAAGUAUGACAUUCUUUUCAUAGCAGAAGAGGCUCUUUCAAAUGCCUACGUACCCAUCGGAGCAACUCUCUCUAGGCCAGAGAUAUCAGAUGUGAUUCAUUCCCAGAGCAAUAAGCUUGGCAGAUUGCUUCAAAGUAUCAGGAUGGAAUUAGGGCAUUUGCUGACAGUCCAAUUAUCGGGAGAUAUGUGGCUUAGGGAUGAUAAUGGGAACUGAAUUCACCAAUAACAAGUUACCAACUGAUCUAUUCCCUGCUGAAUGGGUUAAUAUUGCUGCAAUACAUGUGAUUGGAUUAUUCUAUAGAGUCCAUUUCUGGCAAAUAAGGCAAGUAGGAUAUUUGAUUGCUUUUGUAAGAACUGUUUGGCUAUAGCAGUGUUCAAGGAAUCACAAUAGUGAGGUAGUGGCUAGAUCUGCAAAUUCAGAUUUUGCAAUAGAAGGAGCCAAGAAGGAGCCAAAGCAGUAACUCAUUGCGCACUGUCCAGUAGUCUUCAAUUUCAAUAAUCGCUAAUUCUUUCUUACUAUUACAUAGUAAUAAUAUAGCAUGUUCAUUAUUGCCUCAUGGUAUUUCACAUAGUCAAUAAUUAUGUUUGUUGUUUGCGUGAAGUGUCACGUGGAUUU